This is a messenger RNA of Sclerotinia sclerotiorum 1980 UF-70, 312 nucleotides long. RefSeq lists its product with no specific name. Bases 1 to 312 code for a protein of 103 amino acids. The transcript has 2 exons. Lineage: Eukaryota; Fungi; Ascomycota; Leotiomycetes; Helotiales; Sclerotiniaceae. The record is from RefSeq and is a predicted model, not a curated record.
AUGGAAAAGGGUGUACUUCACGCGGAAUACAACUUUGGCAUAAAAUUCUCUCUUUGGUUAUUGGCUAUCAUUAAUUUGAUGUUCAUCAUCAUUGCGUUGUUGGAUUGGCAGGAUAUAAGUUUACAGUUGGAGUUUAGAGGAUGCAAAACGGGUAUGGGAUUUAUGGUAUGGGCCGCAGACGGUUCGUCACUCUCUGUCGAACUUAGUUUGACUUAUGAAUGGACUAUAGUAGAUGGUAAUCUAAGGAGAAUACUGGACUCAAGCGGUGCUUUUAUGACGAGAGGGCCAGAUAUGACAGCGACGAAGCUAUGA